AUGAUUUCUAAAAUUUUCAAAACCAGAGGAGAUACUGACUUUAGAAAAGAAGUUGAAAAAGAUGAAGCUAUCGAAAAUGAAAAAAAAAAUGUUAAAAGAUGGAACUUUCAAAAAAUGAACCAGAAGAUAAUGGCUCUUGAAAGAAGUUGGAAUGAUGAACCAGAAAAAAGAUGGUUCUUUUUGAAAAAAAAUGAACCAGAAGAUAGUGAAGAUAAUGGUUCUAGGAAAGAAGUUGAAAAAGAUGAAGCAUUCGAAGAGGAAAAAGAUGGAACUUUUCAAAGUUGA
Molecule: messenger RNA, 285 nt
Organism: Funneliformis geosporum
Lineage: Eukaryota; Fungi; Glomeromycota; Glomeromycetes; Glomerales; Glomeraceae
Source: the annotation of a GenBank genome assembly